AUGGAGGUCGACAAAGAACAGGCGAAGGAAACACUGCGUCUCUGGAAGGAGAUGUCGGAGGUUUUCGUCCAGAUUAGAUACAUGAAGUUUACUGUCCUGGAAGAUUAUCUCAAGUUCCGUGUUUUCGACGCCGGAUGCCCCUGGACCAUAUGUCUCCUCUGUUUUUCUAUGGACUUCAAACUCUCACCUGAAGAAGACAAGAGGACAGCCAACAUCACCUCAGCCGCCUAUUACAGCUGGGUCCUUGUCAAUGACUACUUCUCCUGGGAGAAGGAGUGGAGCAACUACCAGUCUAACGGAGCCACUGGCGAAGAGGGAAAGAAGAUGCUCCGCAAGGAGAUUAUGUCACGCGAGGACAAGCACUGCAGCUUGAAGGACGAGUUCCUUGCCAAAGGUGCUGCUACCGAGAAGACACGACAGUGGCUGGAACUACUCGACCUCGUGACGGCGGGCAACUUUGCUUGGAGCAUGCGACAGCACGAUAUCGAGCUGGCACCCCGGAUGUGUAUCCGGCUUUGUGGAAACAUUGUGCUGCUGGCCGCUGCCGGCGAAUACUGGGCCGCGCAAGAUGAGGGCCCUGAUCCCCAAACUGAGACCUCUCCCACUCCACAUGAUCACGAUGACCCAUAG
Messenger RNA from Fusarium tjaetaba, 630 nucleotides. RefSeq names its product Terpenoid synthase. Bases 1 to 630 code for a protein of 209 amino acids. NCBI's taxonomy places the organism in Eukaryota, Fungi, Ascomycota, Sordariomycetes, Hypocreales, Nectriaceae. The transcript has 4 exons. The record is from RefSeq and is a predicted model, not a curated record.